UUUUCAGCCUGGUCGGCCGAGACCAUCGGACUCCUAUAAUAAUAAUGGCCAUGGAGCCCCCCUUGUCAUCCUCCAGACUUGGAUGGUAGAUGGGUUUGGUGGACUCUUUCCGCAGAUUUGGCCCCCAAUUGUCAUUUGGCUCAUCCCCAGAGCCCAGAAGCCCACUCGUUGGUAUCCACGCCGUUAGAAAGAGGAAGCUAAAAGGGGAUACGGCUGAGGACUAGACUCGCAAGUGGAUAUUCGUUGUUUGCAACUUGAAUAUUUGACCCCAUUCUUGUCCAAGAUUGCCUUCUUACCUCUGUCUGAUCUUCUCCCCGGACGCGCCCAUCUAUCUCCUAUCUACUACUCUGGUCACCCACCGACUAUGACGCGAAUCUUUGUUCUUUUGACGGCCCUGGCUGCCACAGCGACUGCAUCGCAAUGCUAUUAUCCUGACGGAACGGUCGCCACAGAUGAUGUGCCAUGUACAUCGGAAGAAUACAGCGCCUGUUGUGGGCCGACAACCGCCUGUCUAGAUAACCAUUACUGUGUGAAUCUCGAGGAGCCCUGGAUGCUGAACGCGGGCAGCUGCACCGAUGUCAACUGGGAGUCGUCGAAUUGUGCCUCGCAAUGCACCUUCAACAACACACGAGAUGAAGGCGUGGCCAUCUAUCUGUACGAACGAACCGACACGUCCUACGAAUACUGCUGCAGCGGGAUCAUGAACGACGGCGACAACGGCACGACCUGCGUUUCGGGCUCGACAUUCCGACUCGACAGCGGCACCGUGAUCAUCGGCGUCGCAGCUUUGGCCAACUAUACGACGACGUCUACCAACGCGACGGCGACGACCACCGUGACGGCCAGCUCAACGGCAACAGGGACCUCGUCAGCGUCCACGUCGUCUCUCGACUGUUCAGUCGCCGCCGCGGACGGGUCCAAGAGCACUUCGCACGACGUCGCGAUCGGCGCCGGGGUCGGUGUGCCUCUGGGGGUGAUCGCCCUUCUGGUCACGACCUGGGCAUUCUGGGAACGAGGGCAACGGAAGAAGCUGGAGAUGAAUUUCCGCGUCCAGCCGGGCCAGAUGAACGAAUACGAUUCCUACAAGAAUUCGGUCCCCGGGGAACUCCCGAGUCAGCCUGUUCGGCCGCAGUUGUCGGAGAUAGGGGGGAGGCCGCUUUCAGAGAUCGGAGUCACACCCGGUGGCAAGUAAAUAUAAUGAAUAAUAAGAAUAUACCAACCCAUUCUAGAGAAUACACGAGUCUUGGAAGUU
Penicilliopsis zonata CBS 506.65 is the source of this 1252-nucleotide messenger RNA. RefSeq lists its product as hypothetical. The coding region runs from base 365 to 1192 and encodes 275 amino acids. NCBI's taxonomy places the organism in Eukaryota, Fungi, Ascomycota, Eurotiomycetes, Eurotiales, Aspergillaceae. The transcript has 2 exons. The record is from RefSeq and is a predicted model, not a curated record.